UUAUCCUUCCUCUCCAAACACGAGCAGGUACAAACCCAGCUGACAGCCCACAGCCCACCGCUCACAGGCACACACUCACGCUCCAGCUCAGAGAAUGAGUUACUACUUGGAUCCAGUUUCCUCCUGUCAGGCUCUUCACCCGCCUGACUGUCUGCCGGUGAUGAGGUCGAGUGGUGUGAUGCCACUGUCUCUGCUUCCUCACAUUCAGCCUCCUGUCGUCUGUCACCCACAAAACUCUGCUGCGCCCAAACCACCGUACACACACAUCACCCUGCAGGAGGUGCCCAAUGGACCCGAGUACAGCCACAAUGAUCUGGAGUGUGCGGAUGUUCCUCUUCUGACUCCAGGAAGUAAGGAAAUGAUGUCACAAGCUCUUCUGGCCACAUUCAGCGGCUUCACCAGAGAACAGCAGAGACUCUCCAUCCCCAAAGACCCGCGCGAGUGGACAGAAGGCCAUGUGAGGGAAUGGUUGACCUGGACGGUGAAUGAGUUCAGUCUGAAGAACGUGGAUUUCCACAAGUUCAGUAUGGACGGAGCGAGUCUCUGUGCACUCGGCAAGGAGAGAUUUCUGGACCUGGCACCAGACUUUGUGGGCGACAUCCUCUGGGGGCAUUUAGAGAUGCUGCAGAAAGAAGACCCGAAGCACUUCCCCGUCAGCAGCCUGAGCUCCAGCUUCCAGGAGUCCCGCUAUCCCUCCGAAUAUUUCUUCAACUAUGGCAUUGAGCAUCCUCAGUGUGUCCCUCCGUCCGAAUACUCUGAGCCGAGCUUCAUCACAGAGUCCUAUCAGACGCUUCACCCCAUCAGCUCAGAAGACCUGCUGUCGCUCAAAUACGAGAGCGAGUAUCCCAACGUCAUCCUGCGCGACGCGCCGCUCAACCCCCUGCAGGGAGACUAUUUCUCAGUCAAACAGGAAGUCGUGUCGCCUGACAACAUGUGUGUGGGUCGCAUUAGCAGAGGUAAGCUGGGCGGUCAGGACUCGUUUGAGAGCAUCGACAGUUUCGAGAGCUGCGACAGACUCACGCAGUCGUGGAGCAGUCAGUCGUCCUUCAACAGCCUCCAGAGAGUCCCAUCCUACGACAGCUUCGACUCGGAGGAUUACCCCAGCGCUCUGCACGCGCACAAACCCAAGGGCACGUUUAAAGAUUACGUGCGGGAGCGUUCGGACCUGAGCAAAGACAAACCGGUCAUCCCCGCGGCGGCACUCGCUGGAUACACAGGUAGUGGACCCAUCCAGCUCUGGCAGUUCUUGUUGGAGCUCCUGACGGAUAAAUCCUGCCAGUCCUUCAUCAGCUGGACUGGAGAUGGCUGGGAGUUCAAGCUCUCUGACCCGGAUGAGGUGGCCCGCAGAUGGGGAAAGAGGAAAAACAAGCCCAAGAUGAACUACGAGAAGCUGAGCCGUGGCCUGCGCUACUACUACGACAAGAACAUCAUUCAUAAAACGUCCGGCAAGCGCUACGUCUACCGCUUCGUGUGUGACUUGAAAAGCCUACUGGGAUACACUCCCGAAGAGCUGCACACCAUGUUAGACGUCAAGCCCGACACGGAUGAGUAAAGUCUGGACAGAAGAGAGAGUAAAAGGAGUCCCCUCAAAGACCCUGCAAAAGAGAAACGGGGCGUCCAGUCACAUUCCAACACUGUUUUGAGCUCAGAAAAAAAAAAAGAGGAAGAGUCAAAACAUUUACCAAAGUUUCGAAUCUCUGCGUCGAUGUUGAUUUAAUGAUCUGCGAGGAAGGGAAAACUCUAAGUUCAGGUAGAAGCGACUCAGUAGCACAAACACCGGGAAGGAACCGAGGACAAUGACACGGACGUUUUUUUUUGUUGUUGUUGUUGGACUGUUAUCAAACAUGUUGCCAAAAUUAGAGACAAGAGGAAGAUCGCAGAAACCGUCGAGUUAACUUGCAUUCCUGACAUGAGGGAAAAAGUUCUCAGCCGGACCAAAUUUACUUUUUAUUAUUGUUUCUUAAAGAUCUAUAUGUGUCAGUAUUAAUUUGUGCGUACAAUUUACGCCAUUUUGUACAUUUUUAUAUAUAUAUAUAUAUGCAGAAAUGAAGGUUUAUUGAAGUCAAACUGUGCUUAGAUGCUUCUUUUAAGGUCACGGUUGGUUAUGGGUUGCUCUCGCCACAGUGUGUCCGUAGCUGAAAAUGCUGUUUUUGAUCAGCAGAUCAAAAUAGACGCCAGGAUCUUGCCUUUUUCAGUUGAAAGUCAGUCAAACUGCGAGUGAGCGAGAUGCAAAUGAAAGCGGCCGUUGGCUUCCCAACGGCGCAGCAAACGCACGUUUGUGGUGAGCGUUUCUGACACCGCUGCUGUCUACGAAGACAAAAGACAUCAAACAUUGGUUUGUUUGUACGUGAAUCAUUUUCAUAAAGUCUUGCCUUAAUAUAGCACAUCACGUUACUGUGUUUUCUCUAGGUAAACCGAGACGCGUGUAGGUAGGUGACAACUGAAAUGUCGGGCCUCUUUGCAAUCAAACGAAAGGCUGAAGCCAUAAAAAGACGAAAAGUGCACACGUCGGCGUGAAUCUGGAGAUCGACGAAAGUGGCUGGUGUUUGAUUUGGCUUUGAGAAAGUACACCAGAUCAUGCUGAUACGUUUUGUUUUUCUGUUGUUCGGCAGCUUUAAAGAUAAUAGCGUGUGUACUACUGGCACAAGAGUUGAUAAUGGGAGUCUGUUUCAGUGUUAUGGACAUUUAAGCCAGAGUUAUAUUACAGAAAAGUGUAGGUAUCUGAAGAAACGCCACUUUUAAAUGUGCUAUCUAUCCAGUGUUUUUGGGUUUGGUUCAUACGCAGCAGCAUUUGGACUGUUUCACUGUGUGGGAAGGGUCUGAGAUACACAAGACCUCGUGGGAAAAGCCAAAGCAAAGAGCGCUCUUCUAAGAAAACAAAUGGUAUUGUUUACAGUGGCAAAAACCCGUCCGCAUCGGUGUGGCUUUGGAAUUGUCUAUUUUUACAGAGAACAUUUCAUAAAAUGGCUAUUAAAAAUAAACCAUAUUCACUUGAAUAUGCAGAGUAACAGCAGAGUGUGUUCUGACAGAAGAGUGAGUGAAUUUUCCAGAAAGCCAGCAUGAAACAGGAUUUCUUUUAUUAAAAUGAGGUCACAAUGCAGUCUCUGAUUGUACAAAUCAUAUAAAGUGAUGCAUUAUGGGUGCACAUUUUUAGUUUUUUUUACAUGUUUUUAUUUCCCCACAGUUUUGCCUUAUUUUGUAUGUUUUGGUUUUGUUCAAAUGAAUUUUUUUAUGUAUUUUAGUUCACAAACAUUUUUGAUAUUUUUCCAAUAAUUUAUAUUUUAUAAACUUUGAAAUAUAUGCAGACAGCUGGUGCUUUCGUGGGAAAUUGAAUCAAAAAAGGUAGCGCAGGACAAAUAAUGUAGCGAAUUAUUAUUAUGAUUAUUUUCUUUUAUAUGAAUUCUGUCGUUUAAAAAGAGACGAAAAAAGACCUGUCUGCUUCUACAGUUGUGUAUAGAUAAGGCUGAUGCUGGCCCAUCAUUAUGUUCUGCUGAAGAGUUUUAUAAACCGUAGCUUCUAUUUCUUAUUGUACUUUAAAUUGUUCUGUUAUUAAAAUAUAUGUGGAGAAAAGCAA
This is a messenger RNA of Danio aesculapii, 3574 nucleotides long. It is a transcript of the gene ets1, whose product is annotated as v-ets avian erythroblastosis virus E26 oncogene homolog 1. The coding region runs from base 95 to 1552 and encodes 485 amino acids. Gene Ontology annotation, molecular function: sequence-specific DNA binding; DNA-binding transcription factor activity, RNA polymerase II-specific. Gene Ontology annotation, cellular component: nucleus. Gene Ontology annotation, biological process: cell differentiation; regulation of transcription by RNA polymerase II. The transcript is spliced from 10 exons. NCBI's taxonomy places the organism in Eukaryota, Metazoa, Chordata, Actinopteri, Cypriniformes, Danionidae. The record is from RefSeq and is a predicted model, not a curated record.